Molecule: messenger RNA, 2076 nt
Organism: Rhododendron vialii
Lineage: Eukaryota; Viridiplantae; Streptophyta; Magnoliopsida; Ericales; Ericaceae
Product: probable serine/threonine-protein kinase PBL1
Exons: 5
Coding region: 298-1899 (533 amino acids)
Biological process (GO): protein phosphorylation
Molecular function (GO): ATP binding; protein kinase activity
Source: RefSeq, a predicted model, not a curated record
GACCAAUGCUUCUCUCAGCUCCUUUCCUCCCCAAAAUUCAUUCAUUGCUCCCUAAUCUUUUCCUCUCUCUCUCUCUCUCUCUCUCUCUCUCUCAUCUUUACCUUCGUUUUCUCUCUCGAAAAUCUCUCCUUUCAGAUUUGUUUUUGACCUGUUAUUGCUCUCAUAUCAAAUCACUGAUUUGAAUUGCAAAGUUAAUUCGAUUCUUACAAACUGUAGGAAAGAUCUAAAGUAGCUGCAGAGGAAGAUUAUCAGGAACAGAUACCAACACCCAGUUAAGUUCAAAAUUUGGAACAUAAGAUGGGCUGUUUCUCAGUUUUCAAGAGUAAGAAGAAAAAAUCUGAGCAUACUACUUACACGAGACGCAUCAACCCGCAGGAACAUUCACCCACCACAUUGCCUGAACCACUCAUCCAAACCCGAUCUUUGCAAUCUGCACCACCUAGUUUUAGAACCAGAGUGAAACCGGUUCAGCCAAUAAACCAAGUAACAGGCAAUAGAACUAGGACACUUUCUGCCCCUUCGAGCUUCAGUGCAGCAGAACAAGAUGCUCUUUCAUCAAUGGAAUGUGAGGAACAUGAACAAUCCAAGAGUCAGACUGGAUCAAUGAAGGAACGUCGGUCUCCUAGUCCACAACCUCUUCCUCUUCCAUCACCUCUUCUUCACGUUCACAAUGCUUCCGCUCUGAAGAGUAUGGGAAGCUUUAAGUCGGCAACUUCUAGUGGCACACUCAAUGGUUCUGGGCCACUGCCACUGCCUCCUUCUGGAAUUCUACGGAACUUUUCCUACAAAGAACUAGCAGCUGCCUGCCACAAUUUCUCUCCAGAACAUUGUAUGUCAGAAGGACUUUCUUCUGUGAUGUAUAGAGCUUGCUUUGGGGAUGAUGCUUCUGGUUCAAAAAAACUUGAAGCAACUGUCAAUCGCCUUCACCCAUCCACCCAGGGUUUGAAGGAAUUUGUGAACGAGGUAAACACUCUUGCAUCUUUGCAACACCCUAAUCUCUGUAAGUUGAUUGGUUUUCAUGCACGCGAUGGAUCCGAGCACAAAGUGUUGGUUUAUGAGAGGCUUUUUCAUGGAAGCCUGGACCAGCUUUUGUAUGGGAGAUCAGAUGGUCCACCUAUCAGUUGGAAUGUUCGAAUGAAAGUUGCUUUAUGUGCAGCACAAGGCCUCACUUUCUUACACGAGGAAGGGCCUUUCCAGGCAAUGUUCAAUGAGUUUUCAACGGCCAAUAUACAGAUUGAUAAAGAUUUUAGUGCAAAGCUUACAGGAUAUGGUUGCAUUAACCACGUCCCAGAUAUUGAAAGCUCCAACAGUUCAGUUGCACUGGCAAAUCUUUCAGUGGAAACAUUGGAGAGGGGGCUUGUCACUCCCAAGAGUAAUGUUUGGAGUUUUGGUAUUGUGCUUCUUGAAUUGCUCACUGGCCGGAAAAAUCGUGAUAGCCGUCACCCCAAGGAAGAAAGGAACUUAGUUAAGUGGAGCCGGCUUUUCUUGGCCGAUGACUGUAGGCUGUCACUUAUCAUGGACCCACAGCUCAAAGGCCGUUUCCCGGCCAAAGCAGCUCGGACAGUAGCCGAUAUAGCCCAAAGAUGUCUACAGAUGGAGCCAUCAGAAAGGCCCACCAUGAGAACUGUUGUCGAGCAUCUGCAGACAAUACAGGACAUGAAGUAUGCAUGCCUGUUUCGAUUGCAAGAACCUGGAACUGUCUUCGGUAAACAUAUGUCAAAGUCUCUAAGCCUUAAUGGCAUCAUUACAGCAUCUCCACCACACCCACCACCGAUGUCUCUCCCACCUCGUACUUGCUCCCCCACUCUAUCUUUGGAUGUAGUUGAUCGUCAGGAAAGCCGGAAAUCAUCAUCAUCAUCAUCAUCAAUGGUUCGUGGAGCAAGUCUUAAAGGGCGUUGAUUGUUAAUAGAGGGGUUUUUUUGUUUGCAUAUAGUACAAGCUAAAUAUAGAAGAUAAAGAUGUGGUUCUCUCUUUUUUCCCACCUUCCCAUUCAUCAGGAAGUUAAAUUGGGUAUAAUUUUGUAGAUAAAACCUGUCCAUCCUGAGUUCAAUUAGUUUAAUAAUUGUGUUAUUGCCC